AUGGCCGCGCUUUGCGGCGUCCUGUUCUGGGCCAUCUGUGUGUUGCGGGUGGUGCUGGCCACCGUCCACUUCCAGGAGGAGUUUCUAGACGGAGAGCGCUGGAGGAACCGAUGGGUGCAAUCCACUAAUGACUCCCAAUUCGGGCAUUUUAGACUCUCGUCAGGGAAAUUUUACGGCCAUAAAGAAAAAGACAAAGGUCUGCAAACCACUCAAAAUGGCCGAUUCUAUGCCAUCUCUGCGCGGUUUAAACCAUUCAGCAACAAAGGGAAGACGCUGGUCGUUCAGUACACAGUGAAGCACGAGCAGAAGAUGGACUGUGGCGGCGGCUACAUUAAGAUCUUCCCUGCGGAUGUGGACCAGAAGAACCUGAGCGGGAAGUCCCUGUACUAUGUUAUGUUUGGACCUGAUAUUUGUGGAUUUGAUAUCAAGAAGGUUCAUGUUAUUUUACAUUUCAAGAAUCAGUAUCAUUCAAACAAGAAACCUAUCAGGUGUAAGGUUGAUGGCUUCACACACCUCUACACUCUGAUCUUAAGACCAGAUCUCACUUACGAAGUAAAAAUUGAUGGCCAAGUGAUUGAAUCCGGCAGCAUUGAGUAUGACUGGAACUUAACAUCACUGAAGAAGACGGAGAAGUCUUCAGCAGAAUCCAUGGACUGGGAGCAGGAGAAAGAGGACAAACUCCAGGACUGGGAGAAGCAUUUUCUGGAUGCCAGUGCCAGCAAGCCAAGCGACUGGAACAGAGAACUGGACGGAGACUGGCAGGCGCCAAUGCUUCAGAAACCUCCGUACCAGGAUGGCCUGAAAGCAGAAGGAAUAGACAAAGACGUGUGGCUCCAUCAAAAGAUGAAAAACACCCACUAUUUGACGGAGUACGAUCUUUCGGAAUUUGAGAACAUUGGUGCCAUCGGGCUGGAGCUUUGGCAGGUGAGAUCUGGAACCAUCUUCGAUAACUUCCUGAUCACAGACGACGAAGAGUAUGCUGAGAAUUUUGGCAAGGCCACCUGGGGUGAAACGAAGGGCCCGGAAAGGGAGAUGGAUGCCAUCCAGGCCAAGGAGGAAGUGAAGAAGGCCCGUGAGGAAGAUGAGGAGGACCUGCUGAUGGGCAGGUUUGAUGGGAGAGAAAAUAAUUUCAGGAGAUUUCACAAGAGGGAUGAACUUUAG
Molecule: messenger RNA, 1161 nt
Organism: Pipistrellus nathusii (Nathusius's pipistrelle)
Lineage: Eukaryota; Metazoa; Chordata; Mammalia; Chiroptera; Vespertilionidae
Source: the annotation of a GenBank genome assembly